Molecule: messenger RNA, 1214 nt
Organism: Meloidogyne enterolobii
Lineage: Eukaryota; Metazoa; Nematoda; Chromadorea; Rhabditida; Meloidogynidae
Source: the annotation of a GenBank genome assembly
UUCAUGUCCGACCAAUUUUCACAGUUGAGCAAUGAUGAGCUUCGACAAGAAUUGAUCAAAAAUGGCAUUCCUUUUGGACCGAUUGGAUCAACAACACGAAAAGUCUAUGAGAAAAAAUUGCAAAAUCUUCUGGAAAAUGGAGUCGAACCUUUGAUUGCAAAUAAUGAGACUGGAAUUACUAAUGGUGGUGGACAUGAAGCUGUGGAUACAAUUGAUUUCUCAAAUGAUAAUGGGCACACGCCGAGUCGUGAAGUUAGUCCAGUUCUUGUGCAACACACAAAUGGAGUGACGGCAAGUCCUCAACACCGAGAGGGAAGUGCCAGACCUGGUGCUGAAAAUGAUAGCGACAAUGAAGAGGAUUCUUGUGAAAGUGCAAGAAUACUCUCGCCAGAUGAGGCUCGUGCUUUCCGUUUGAAAUUCAAUCCACCAUCUGACAACGGCUCUUACACUGGAGUUUAUCGUCGUCGGGGAGUUGACGAUCGGCGUUUGACACCAGCCAAAACACCACCUCCACAGUGCAAAGGAAAAUCUUUUCGUCGUGUGGCUUUGGGAAUGUUCAUCGCUUUUGUUAUGCUGAGUUCUGUUGGGAUUCUUGUGUAUCUGGCUUUUGGACCAGAAAUGAAAAAUGCUUUGGAACGUUUCGAUUUUUCUGUGUUCUAUGCAUCGCUGACUGGAGGGAAACAAAGUAAAGAACCUGUUAUCUCUUCAAAUAAAGGAAAUUAAUUUUUUGGUGGUUUUAUCGUUAUUUUAAUUUUAUGGAAUCUGUCAAAGUUAAGUUUUUGUUCUAUAUAUAUUUAAGUAUUUAAUAAUUUAUUUUGUUUUGACGAUUAAGGAUUGAAGUGAAAUAUUUCGAUCUUAAAUAUCCUAAAUACCCCUUUUUUCAACAAACUCGCACCUUUCUCCCCAAUUUUUGACAUUUAAUUUACAAUAAACUUUUUGUUUUGAGACCUCUUUUUUGUUAUAAUUUUUUGUUAAUUUGAGCAAGCAGUAUUUUAAAAAUCUACCUAUAUAAAAUGACCAUAAAUACCUAAAUAACAUUUUAUUUAAAUUGCUCAAAUUUCCCCCUCUUGCAUUUAUUGUAUUGAUCUUAAUCGAAUUUUGUUCAAAAUACACCUCUCUAAAAUUGUUCAAUUUUAUCAUAUUAGCCAAAUAUUUUCUAUAACCAAUAAACCUUUUAAUGGAAUUUGCUCGACAUUCUUUCAAGUUUACACAUA